ACCGCCGUCUUGAGUGGCAGCUUGACAAUGUCGCACGGUCGCACGCAUCAGCUGACGCAUAAGCACAAGGCGCUACUAUUCUCCCAUCGUUGAAUGGAGGUUCAAUGGAUGUUAUAAAGAUAAUAUAACUUUUUCGGCAGUUGUAUGAAUAUAUUCACUAUCGAUAUACCGGCUGUCAUCCUGUCAUUAAAAUUGCGACGUUGCCAAAUGUAUGGUUCCAACUCUAGUUAAAUUUGUGACUUCGCUCUGAUAUUUUCAGUUUAUACCGACGGUUCAAUGAGAAAAAACCUUACGGAAUAAUUAAUUUAAAUGUAUGCUGAUUUUUACAUACUAAAUCAUUCAUAUUUGUCAUUAGUAAUAAUAGUUGCUUUUGUGACUUCGAAGUCCUGCAAGAACCACCUUAAGGCUCAGUCUACAAUAGGUUAUUUAAGCCCUAAGCCUUAUGAUUUAAGCUCUAAGCUGUGACGUAUGUCCGGCCUUAGCGUUUCCCGCGCUGCUUUAAGCCUAGCCUCAAGUCUUAAGCAAAUUGGCUAGCUUUCUAACCAAUAAUUUAGUAGGUGAAGGACUGGUCAAGAUGUCAGAUAUCGAGGACGGAGAAAUUAGUGUCGAAAUUAACGAUGAACUUCUAAUUUCUCUCGUACAAGCACAUCCAUGCUUUUUGUAUGCAAAAAGUGAUAAAAAUUAUAAAAACAGUGUAUUAAAAGAUAUAAAAUGGGAAGAAAUAGCGAAUAUUUUGAAUUGCACAGUCAGUGAAGCUAGAAAACGCUGGGAUUCAUUGAGAAACCAGUUCUGUAGAAAGCGACGUCAGCAAAAAAACCAACCAUCAGGUUCUGGGACAUCAGCAGAAUGGCCUUUAAUGUCUUGUAUGUCGUUUCUUAUAUCACAUAUUCAGAAUAGGAAGUAAGUAUAUUAUGUUUAGAUUCUCUUUAAUUUUGAACAAAUAAUAUGCAU
Vollenhovia emeryi is the source of this 951-nucleotide messenger RNA. RefSeq names its product transcription factor Adf-1-like. Gene Ontology annotation, cellular component: transcription regulator complex; nucleus. The record is from RefSeq and is a predicted model, not a curated record. The transcript is spliced from 2 exons. Bases 575 to 904 code for a protein of 109 amino acids. Gene Ontology annotation, biological process: regulation of transcription by RNA polymerase II. NCBI's taxonomy places the organism in Eukaryota, Metazoa, Arthropoda, Insecta, Hymenoptera, Formicidae.